This is a messenger RNA of Leptinotarsa decemlineata (Colorado potato beetle), 1837 nucleotides long. RefSeq lists its product as uncharacterized. NCBI's taxonomy places the organism in Eukaryota, Metazoa, Arthropoda, Insecta, Coleoptera, Chrysomelidae. The record is from RefSeq and is a predicted model, not a curated record.
UUUGGCUUAAUAAAGUAAUUCGCUAAGUAAUUACGAACAGUCGCACCAGAUGAUGCUGGAUUUAAGUGAAUUAUCUCUUCUUGCAAAUUGUAGUUUUGUAGUAUAUUUUGCGGAGGUUCGUAUGUUGGUAUCGAAUACUGAAUUCCCUCUUUACUUCGAAUGAAAUUGUGUAAAACACAAACACAUUUUAUUAUAUUUAUAAUAGUGGAUAAUUUUGUACUCCGAAUAGGUGUUAGCAGUACCUGAAAUUUUUGAGUCAACAUGCCAAAACUACAUUCGAUUGUUUUUCUUGCCCUGCUCAGCCUGUAAUUGAAUAUACGAUUUUUAUUGUUUAGUGUUUGUACUGGGUAUGGUCUCAUUAAGUAUCGUUUUAGAGGAAACGCAUUAUCUCCCACAAAAAAAUAGGGCACUUUUUCCUGGCUGUCAUCAUGAGGUAAAGAAGUAUGAACUGGUAGAUGUAGUCCACCUCUCUCUAACCACUGAGCUGAACUUGAGGCACGAAAUAUUCCCCCAUCGUUAUUUCUGCCUGCAUACCCAGUUUCUAUCAUUGUGAAUAAUCCAUCUGCAUCACAAACCGCGAGUAGAACAAUUGAAUGGUACUGUUCGUAGUUGUAAUUAGUUGAUCCAGUGUUAGGAAGUUUUUGAAUUCGUAUGUGCUUGCCGUCAAUUGCUCCUAGGCAGUUUGGUAAGUUCCAUAAUUCGUAAAAACGAUUCGCUAUUUCUUUCCACUAUUCAUUGGAGGGUAUUUUCAUAUAUGAAUGAUGAAGUAUAUUCCAAAUAACUGAUGUUGUUUCAUUUACUAUAUUAGAUAUAGUACUAAGUCCUCUUGCAAAAUAUAGGGACAAAGAAGAAUAGCUGCAUCCUGUGGCAAGAUAACUGAAAUAAUAAAAAACAAUGAGAUAUUAUCAUAUAUAUUUUUUUUUCUACAAAAAUAUGAAUAUGACAUUUUUUGUUACAGUUCAAGAAUGUAAAGAAAAAUGGAGAAAUAUAAGAUCUUCGUUUCUUCGAAGUAUGAAAGCUCCUGCAAGUGGAUCCAAAUCAAAAAAACCCUAUUAUCUUAAAGAUUACCUACAGUUUAUAUUGCCCUAUGUAAAACCAGUGAAUAACGUUGAAAACACUGGGAAUGUUCCAGAACCGCCUCCAGAGAUUUCUAAUGAAGAUAAUAGUUCGGCAAAUGUAGCAAGUGAUUCAGUUUUAAAUAAUAAUCAUAAUGAAAAUUCGCAAACUGCGUCCUAUAAUUCAGAAGAUGAAACAAAUCAGUCUGAACCUGUAAUGACUCAGCAACAAAAACCAGUACACCAGUUACCAGUGACGCCAGCAUCUACUGCUUUCCAAACCUGUCGUUAUCGAAAACGUCAGGUGACAGAAGGCGAGAAAACAUUUGUGGAUUAUUUGAAAGCUAAAACCAGAAAGGUUCAAGAUGGGGCAAAUUCCGACAGUAAACCAAAAACCAGUCAUAUGCACCACUUUCUACUCAGCUUGUUACCCGAUUUAGAAAGUAUGACAGAGGAACAGCAAAGAAAUAUAAAACUGAGAAUUAUGAUCCUCAUUGAUGCAGUAAAGUCCAAUCAUCUUCAAUCUCAUCAGUAUACACAUGUUCCAUCACAAAGGUCAUCCACGAUUCAGUCAGUACUAACUCUUUUAGUUUCUCCUGAUCCAUCAAGUCAGUUUUCCGACACUCAGUACACUAUACUGCCGACAUCACCAGAGACAGAAGCAGAUGUAGCACAAACUGUUUAUUCAUAUUUCAAGACUUUUAAUACAAAUAAUGACUAAUGUUUUCUUUUCUCUAUGUGCACUUACCGUAACGUUAUUAAAAUCCUUUCUCCAGCGCUUA